AUGACGCACCUGUCAGCGGCAGCAUUGCUGAUUGUGCAGUUGACUGUGGCACUGCUCCUGUCCGUCCUGUCGGCACACCAACCGCCCCAUGACAGUUUGGAGGACCACGGCACCAUCAUACCCAUCCUGUCCGAGACCCACAUGCCUGACAUGCACUUUGACAGCCCCAACCAUAACCCCGACUCUGUACAUGACUCUAACUCCAACAAUGCGACGAGGAUAUUGCGUCGCGGCAAGCGUUAUCUUCAAUUCAGCAAGGGGUCGCGUAUGUCGUGGCGUACCAACGGCAAGAACAAUCUGUGGAACAUCAACACUCUGUAUGCCUACGGCUAUGGGUUCCGUACCAAUUAUCCCUUUCCAUCCAUCGAGGAGCAGAAAAAGGACAAUGCGGUAUUCUUUCGUCUCUUUAAGAGGGAUCUGUUUUCCAAGCUGGAAACUGCUCUAGAUGGACAUGGCUUCGAUGGCCGAGCCUGCAUGCUAAAAUCCUUCUGCACUGCCAUAAGGGACGUGGAUAAACCUUCCAAGAAAAGCGGCAUGCUCUUCAAGCUACUCAAAUUAAUAUUCAGUCGAGCUAAGAGAUAUUUGGAUAUAAUAGAGACUACGCGUAUUUUUGUGGGUAACACUUAAAGCAAUAACUGCCGAAAAUACCCUCUUCCCUUAAAGUUUCGCAUUAAUGCCAAAAACAAUGUAAUUAAAUCACCGAUUGUAUGGGCUCAUGGCUAUGGCUUUCGAGCCAACACUCCGGUACUGGUUAAGAGGGAAAACCGACCCUUCAGAAGGGACACCUACGAAUUGCUCCAUGAACUGAUCGACCGGAGUGGCCUAGACGGUCGGGCUUGUGUCCUGAAGGCCUACUGCACCGCUCUGGCCGGUGAUCAUGGGCAGGGAUUUCUGUUUAAACUAUUGAAAUAUGUAUUUACUUUGGAUGAGCACGACCAGAGACACAUGCCGCAUUUGCGGGAAGAGAAUUGCGAGCAAAUCAUGCACAGCCACUGUCCCCUGAGUUUCGACAGCAUUUCACCAUAUACGGAUGAUGUUUAA
Molecule: messenger RNA, 1041 nt
Organism: Drosophila serrata
Lineage: Eukaryota; Metazoa; Arthropoda; Insecta; Diptera; Drosophilidae
Source: RefSeq, a predicted model, not a curated record